Tetrahymena thermophila SB210 is the source of this 1035-nucleotide messenger RNA. RefSeq lists its product as hypothetical. NCBI's taxonomy places the organism in Eukaryota, Ciliophora, Oligohymenophorea, Hymenostomatida, Tetrahymenidae. The transcript is spliced from 9 exons. The record is from RefSeq and is a predicted model, not a curated record.
AUGAGUACUACAUAAUCCGAUAGCUACUAAUAUAGGCAGUUUAAUUCAUCUAGAAGGUCUCAAUCAAGAACCCUUUCAACAUCUUCAUGGAGAUCUGUCUCUUCAUCUAGAACUAUGGACUCUGUUAAGCUUGCUAUAAAGAAUUCACAAAUAAACUCAGAAGUAAAGUAGAAAUUAAAAAGCAUCUAUAAAGAUUACGAAUUAGGCAAAUUAUCAAGAUAGGAAAUGAAAGACAUUAUCUAAAAAGAUUUAAACUUGGAGACAAAUUCUACCUUCGAGAAAAGCAUUAAGAGUGUUAAUAUGAAUUACACUUCUUUGAUAAGAGGUAUUGAUAAAAAGGAAGUCAACUCAAUUACUAAUUUCAAGCCAAAUACUAAAGACGAGUAACUAUCAAAGCAAUUUAUAAAAACCGUCUCCCUUAAUCUUUACAAAACUUAAAGAAUACCUUUCUAGAAAAACACUGAACAAAUUCCUAAACCUGAUGUUUUUGGUGAAGAUACUUGGCUCCACAAACAAAUUAAAGAAGAAAGAAUUCCCAACUAAAACCUCUUCUUACCAUAAAAACUAUUAAAUGAAUAAGAAAAAGAGUCACUUUAAGUACAAAGGGAACUAAGACUAGUUACUAACAGCUACCAAUCGCGUAAUAAUGUAAUCUAUAAAGUUAAAGGUCCUGCACCAUGCGAAACUAAGGCUAUUUUAAAUAACGGUGAUAUAGUUGGUUUAAAAGCUGAAACCUAACUUUAGAGCAGUAAAAAUAUUAAUGUCAGCCAAUCUUCUCUGCCAGAACAAAGAGUUUCUAGAUUAAAAAAAUAUGAAGGUAAAAUUUUAAAUACUGAAUGCAACUAAGAAAAUUAGUGGAGUGCUCCCAUCAAUAAGAAGGUGACACAAUUAAAAAAUUCUGAAUAUAACUUUUUGGACCAAGAGAAUAUGCUUAUGUUCAAAACAUAUGCAGCUGGAGAUACAAAAAGAUCCAAAGACUUUGGAAAUUUGAAGCAACUUUAGACUUCUUCUAAAAACAUAAUUUCUUGGAACUGA